GACGUUACGCACGGCACGUCACUCAGUCGGUUACAGCUCUCGAUAGCUAGCGAACCGUACGCGCGGCGCACACGUGCCCGUAUCUAAACCACGCCGCUCUCGGUGCCUUUGCCCGCUUCCCAUUAUUAUGUAAUACAAAAAUAAACCACGACAUUUAACGAGCACGUGUGCGCACCGGUCGUCGUACGUCCCCAUCCAACAAUCAAGGAUUUCCGACUCUACAUCAACACACCAAUUUUCGUCUAAACCCACGUUUCGGACAAAGUGUAUCCAGUAUUCCUGUGUUUGUGGUUGUGAAAUCAAAUGAAAUGUCUAACUCUGUGGAGCAACAGUUUGGCGAGCUCAGCCUUUCCCAGGACGAGCAUGAUCAAAUGUACGAUCAAGAUGAUCAGCAAGACAGCCGAUCCUCUAAAGUGCUGAUCAGCGGGCUGCCACUGCACGUUCGCUUCGACAACAUCGAGCCUCUUUUACUACAGUACGGCAACGUGCAGCAUUGCGAUAAGGCGAACGCGCGCGAUGCCAACACCCAAGCGGUGUACAUCACGUUCGAAACGCCUGAGCAGGCCCAGCAGGCGAUAAACUUGCUGAACGGGUUCGAGCUGGAAGGCAGCCGUAUUAAGGUGGAACCGGCGGAUGGUGGAGCACGGGGCGGCCGGCGUGGACGGCCUGGUGGUGGCCGUGGUGGCGGUGCUCCAGGCGCCGGCUCGAGGCCUACCGACUUUCCGCUGCGACUUCUUGUCCAGAGCGACAUGGUCGGAGCGAUAAUAGGCCGCCAGGGCAGCACCAUUCGCCUUAUCACCCAGCAGAGCCGCGCAAGAGUGGACGUGCAUCGCAAGGAUAAUGUCGGCUCGUCGGAGAAGGCGAUCACGAUCUAUGGUAACCCGGAGAAUUGCACCAACGCUUGCAAGCGUAUCCUUGAAGUGAUGCAACAGGAGGCCAAUAACACUAACAAAGGGGAGAUUUGCUUGAAAAUCCUCGCACACAACAAUCUGAUCGGCCGGAUCAUUGGUAAAGGUGGUAACACAAUAAAACGCAUCAUGCAAGAGACUGACACAAAAAUAACAGUCUCAUCCAUCAAUGACAUCAACAGCUUUAACCUAGAACGUAUCAUCACUGUCAAGGGUUCCAUCGAAAACAUGGCGAAGGCCGAGUCACAAAUAUCUGCCAAGCUGCGGCAGAGUUACGAAAAUGAUUUGCAGGUGCUAGCUCCGCAAAGCAUUAUGUUCCCGGGUCUGCACCCGAUGGCCAUGAUGUCGACUCGCUACUGCGGCGCCCCACCACCCUUCCCACCGCCUAUUUACGCGCCCCUCAGCGGCCAAGGCGGCGCGCAGCAGGGCGCUGGUGAUUCGCAGGAGACUACCUACCUGUACAUACCGAAUAACGCCGUGGGAGCGAUAAUCGGCACCAAGGGUUCGCACAUCCGCAACAUUAUUCGCUUCAGCAACGCUUCUGUCAAAAUUGCUCCGCUAGAGCAAGACAAGGGCGAAGGAAACGCCGGAGCUGGAGCCGCCGCUGCGGCUGCUGCUCAGCAAGAGAGGAAGGUGACCAUCGUUGGCAGCCCUGAAGCGCAGUGGAAGGCACAGUACCUGAUUUUUGAGAAGAUGCGCGAGGAGGGCUUCAUGUCUGGCUCUGAUGAUGUGCGGCUCACCGUCGAAAUAGUCGUGGCUUCGUCCCAAGUUGGACGUAUUAUAGGAAAGGGUGGCCAAAAUGUCCGCGAACUGCAACGUGUCACUGGGUCGGUGAUUAAGCUUCCCGAACAAGCUCAGCCGGCAGCUGCGAUCGCUCAGGACCAUGAGACAACUGUCCACAUCGUCGGACCGUUCUACAGUGUGCAGUCUGCUCAGCGGCGUAUCCGCGCGAUGGUGGCUCAAGCGAGCGCGCCGGGUCGGCACCGCCGUGCUGCACAGCCGCCGCCUCCCCAGCAACAGUAGACCGGACACUUUACCCCCCACCGCGCCGACACACCGCCCCUCCCCCCUUUACACCCCAAUACCCACUCGCCCCUCAAUCCACUUGCCUCUUUGCGUUUCGCGCCCUCCCCCUUAGUGCCAGUAGAGCUAGCGUAUUCCACCCACAACAUUAUCGGCCUGAUACGCAUAGUUCGCAACCAGUAAACGGAUACCUGUGCGCUACUGUUCUUUCUAAUAUCGUAAAGCUAUGUCCGCACCCGGUCCCGGCCACCGGUGCGUACACACCUUUACACUAGCUGUCUAUAUAUUUACAUGAUUGUCUGUUUAUUGAUAUAAAUGUUAUAGCGAUAUUAUAAAGAUGGGAGAGUUUGUAAAUAGCAAAGAGUCGUUGUUCAAACUUGAAAUUAGUUCCGCAAGUGAUUUGUCAUAUGUAUUUUACACAUAUGUAGAUAUACACAUAUUUUUUUCAUAUAUUCAUGAAGUAUAUAAUUGUUAGAUUGUUUUACCGUUAUAUAUAUAUCCGACGGUUGAAAUGCAAUAGUGGUCCAUGUUAGGUUCUUAUACAAGUGUUAAGUAGACGAAUCAAUUAUACAGACGCGUAUUAUGUUUUGUUAUUGAGAUAUAGAUUAAUAUGUUACGGUGUGUGGGUCGUACCGACUUUCGCUUUACUGAGGCUUUCCUGAAACGAUUGAUGAAUACUGUUAACGUCUCUACGCGGACUGACGCGCCCCUCGCGCACCAAAUGAUACGUUCCAAGAGAUUUGUACCUCACGGUGAUUGUUGGACGUUGAGGACUUGUGUACGAUUAAUUUAUAAGUGACAUUUGUUGAUCGUUUUCUUUGUAAUUUUGUUAGCUUUAUAACGGUUUUUGUGUCGUCGCGUUUUCGGGGCCGAGCCGGUUCCGGCGUCGACUAACGCGUUGGAAACGCGCCGUCGGCCCGUCGCUUGCCGGCCCCUAGACUAGGUAGAGAACGCGUCGUCGCUUUUGAUGCGAGUGUAGUAUUUGUGUUAUAAUUGUGCCAAGGGAGAUAUAUUGUGAGAUUAAGAAUUAAGUGAAUGAUAUCAAAAUUGGGAAGCUUAGAUGAUUAUAUUUAUGAAUGUGAUAAUAAUAUAUGGAAGUUGUGAAACUACGUUUCACGGUCUAGUUUCGAUCUUGUCAACGUAUGUAAGUUAGUCUAUGUUAGUUAGGUGGCAGCGAGCUCCCGGACACCGAACCAGCUAUCCGUUUGAAGAGUUGCCCGCACCGCUAAACCUAAUGGCGGUCGCGCUGCACUGACGUGUGCUUACGCGACCUUGCCCUGUGUUGUUUUACUUCCACAUAUUAUUAAAUAAUCUCGCAAUUGGCAUAAAUAUCAACAAUUACCGUUCCUCUGCUCCCGACUAGAUAUUCUAUGAAAGAAAUGACUUGAAUACUGUAGCAGGACAGUGACGUCACAUAUUCGAUCGUUACCCGUCGUGCCAGCGCUGCCAAAGACCGGCAGUGCUGAAGAGAAACUCUGUAAAUCCAUCAAUCAAUGUAUCAGUAUUGUUCAGAGUGUACAAAUUGCCCUACCGUACCUGGUACGUAGGCAUCGGACUAACAAUCUAGACGGAAGAACGAAUAUACGUUGUACGAAGGGAGUGCACGUGAGUUGAAACCACGCGCGUAUUCCCUUCUUUAGCAUUGAUUUCGCUGGCUUCGAGGAAACGCUCCGGUGUUGGUCGACGACCCUUCCGCGGAGCCGGCGAUUUCCGGCAUUGUUGUUUCUUGGACGACACAUAUUCGUUUUUCCCCGACCAGUACUAAGAAGCGUACUUAACCGAUAGCCGAGUGAGCCGAGAGCGGGUCAGCGGGCACUAUAUGAACACGCGUCGUUACUCGAACUCCUCCAUCCGAGUGCUCGAACAUUUCCGGUUUUACAGUUGACCACCGAUUGCUUCUGGCGAGGUGUUAUUAAUUUUUAAGUGAUUUGGUAAUUUUUUUGUCGAUAGCGGCGACCGCGCCUACCGAAUAUGUCGCUUGUGUGUGUGUUCGGUAGUGCGGCCUUUGUGUUUUGCCGUACGAGAGACAGAAGCGAUAGGGACGGACAGUGUACAUAUAGGCGUGUUGUUAUUCCUUCCAGGUAAAGCAGGAAUCGUAAUGUUAGCCUCAUUUUCAUUAUGUUCGUGUUUAGCAAGCUGAAAUAGAUUUAGUUUAUUGUAUCGUUGUGAAGUAGUGUUUAAGUUGUGGCGCGCGUGGGCGGGCGGCCCGAGACUGAACUACACCUGCCGCCCUACCCGCGUCGCGCCUCCCCAUAUCCCUAUACUAUGACCAUAUGACAAUUAUCCCAUCCAGAAUCCAUUUAAUUUGACAUUAAUCAUACAAUAUGAUUUUUUUUUUUUGACAUAUCUUAAGUGAUUUUGAAAUAGAACUGAUUCGUUUACAUAUUAAUUAUUAUUGUGUAAUUGAGGAAUUCCUCCCUAUUAAAUCCCAUCAAAUAUAUAAUCAAAAUUACAUGAACUAUAUUAUUUGAUUAUGUGGUUAUAUUCAUUAGUGUAUAACGUUUAUAUUGUGCGAAUCCAUUUACGUGUAUGGUUGAUUGAUGGAUCGUUUAUUGAUGUUUAAGAAUGCUAUGUACGGUGAAAUGUUGGCCAAGGCGGGCCAACUCCGCGCUAUCGUUGCUUCUCAUCACGCUAAGGCCCAAUACAUUAUGUUUAGUUAUUUACAAGCAGCCAAGCAUACCUUUCACACAGUUAUGUACCAAUUAAAGUUUUCUUUGUUAUUUUUAGAGCCAUUUUUGUAAUUGGUAUAAGUUCAGAAACUAAUAACUACCUCAAUUUACUAAAUGAAUGAAGAUUAUUAUGUAUGUGCAUUUUUUGGAACUUCUGAAAUUUCAAUAAGUUUAAUUAAGAAAUAUGAAUGCUAUUUUCAAACAGUAAUGGAUAUUGUCAAAAUUAAGGUUUCUUAAUGUAAUAAAAUAUGAAAAUUUA
Messenger RNA from Pieris napi, 4859 nucleotides. RefSeq names its product insulin-like growth factor 2 mRNA-binding protein 1 (gene Imp). Gene Ontology annotation, molecular function: mRNA 3'-UTR binding. Gene Ontology annotation, cellular component: cytoplasm; nucleus; cytosol. Gene Ontology annotation, biological process: regulation of gene expression; nervous system development. The record is from RefSeq and is a predicted model, not a curated record. The transcript is spliced from 8 exons. The coding region runs from base 309 to 1931 and encodes 540 amino acids. NCBI's taxonomy places the organism in Eukaryota, Metazoa, Arthropoda, Insecta, Lepidoptera, Pieridae.